GCGAAAGCUCUCUCUGCGAUCAACUUCUGAAAAUGGCACCGGAGCUUAUAAAAACUGCCUCCGCCGUGAUGAAGAUGGCCGCCGCCGUGCCGGGUCGAGCGUACGUGACGUUCCUCGCCGGAGACGGAGACUACGUGAAGGGAGUGGUGGGGUUGGCGAAAGGGUUGAGGAUGGUGAAGUCGGCGUAUCCGCUGGUAGUUGCGGUGUUACCGGACGUGCCGGAAGAGCACCGGAGGUUACUGACGGAGCAAGGCUGCAUUGUUCGAGAGAUCGAACCCGUUUACCCGCCCGAUAACCAGACCCAGUUCGCCAUGGCUUAUUACGUCAUCAACUAUUCCAAGCUCCGUAUCUGGAAGUUCGUGGAGUACGACAAGAUGGUAUACCUGGACGGAGACAUUCAAGUGUACGGCAACAUAGACCACUUGUUCGAUCUGCCUGACGGAAGCUUCUACGCGGUGAUGGACUGUUUCUGCGAGAAGACAUGGAGCCACACUCCUCAGUACAAGAUCGGAUACUGCCAACAAUGUCCCGACAAGGUCAAGUGGCCAGCCGAGCUUGGCGAGCCACCGGCUCUCUACUUCAACGCCGGAAUGUUCGUCUUCGAGCCUGACCUCGUCUCCUACCAUGAUCUCCUCCGAACCCUCGAGAUCACUCCUCCCACUCCCUUCGCCGAACAGGACUUUCUGAACAUGUACUUCAGGAAGAAAUACAAGCCGAUUCCUCUGAUAUACAAUCUGGUCAUGGCCAUGUUGUGGCGUCACCCGGAAAACGUUGAACUCGACAAAGUGAAGGUGGUCCACUACUGUGCAGCGGGAUCGAAGCCAUGGAGGUAUACGGGGGAGGAGGAAAACAUGGACAGAGAAGACAUAAAGAUGCUGGUGAAGAAGUGGUGGGACAUUUACAACGACGAGUCCCUGGAUUACAAGAAAUCAUCAGCUGUAGCCGGCAACGGAGAGACAGAGCCGGUGAAACUUCAGCCGUUAUUCGCUGCUCUGUCGGAAGCAGGACGUGUCAAGUACGUCACCGCACCUUCCGCUGCCUGAUUCUCUCCCUUGGUUGGGUCCCUAUGGCUAUGGAUGUUAAAUUCAUCGGAAUACAAAGAAUAAAUUAAAAAUACAUAAAAAAAAAGGAGUAAUUGUAAUUUGUAAAGAUAGGGGGUAGAAGGGUGAGGAAGCAUGAUUUUUCCCCGACUAUCCAUCCGGGCGGCGACUGAAUUCGGGAUUUCUUGAUUGCGUCUCGUGUGACAGACGGGUUUUGUUGUUACUGGGACCAGACCUGCUGUCUGGUUUAGGGAUGAUUUGU
This is a messenger RNA of Tarenaya hassleriana, 1302 nucleotides long. RefSeq names its product galactinol synthase 1. The transcript is spliced from 4 exons. Gene Ontology annotation, molecular function: glycosyltransferase activity. Lineage: Eukaryota; Viridiplantae; Streptophyta; Magnoliopsida; Brassicales; Cleomaceae. The record is from RefSeq and is a predicted model, not a curated record. The coding region runs from base 33 to 1043 and encodes 336 amino acids.